AUGAACGACACAUCAGGUCUCACGGAACUAGACCUUUGGACACCAAACUUAUACAGUGAGUUUUACGACCAUUAUUGUUGCUUUUACGGGCAGAGGGAACUUGUGGACAACGAACACAAGUUCUCUUCAGAGCUAACGGCUUCCAAAGCCUGUUGAGGAUCAGUAUCUCAGGGAAAUAAUGAGCACCAUGUCGCUGUGCCAAUGCUGAAAUGAAGAGUAUUUGUUCUUGCCGCAACACAAUUCAUUUUCUUGGCGGCGAUGCAAUUUCACAAUGUGCUCAUUUGUCGCCAUGCAACAAGUCAAAGGCUUAGCUCAUAAAAAUUGCACGAAAAUCUUUUUUUAUAAUUUCAAAAAUCGCCGUUUCGCUGUCUUUCUAGAGGUGGCAAUCGGACCCUGACCGAGCCAGCCUUGCCACCUCUAUGUCUCUCUAACUUUAUCUCAACUUUUUGACAAAAUUUUUUUUUACAGAUAUCCACACCUACGCCUCCACAUCAAUAUGUGCUCUUGGAAUCAUGUUGAACGUCAUCUUUCUCCAUUGCAUCACAACGGCGGAUUUUGAGCAAUCCGUUGGAAUGAAGGUUCCUCUCACAAUAAAAUGCAUUCUUGAUCUCGUGUGUGCUGGCAGCAGAUUUUUCUUGGAGCAGGUAAAAAUUCAGGAAAUAAAAGAUUAAAAAAUUUUUUUGAGUGAAUAUCUGUUUACCAUACACAUCGUAUUUUACAAAUUUCAGACGACAAUAGUGCACGCCGGAUAUUAUUUACAAGUCAACGACGGGUUCUCGAUGAUUGGAGAGACCGGAACCUUCUCCAUGACUUAUUUGUUAAAUUUGUUCCAAGAUUUGAGCCUCGGAUUCACGGUAGUGCUCUAUGCAAUCCGAGUGAAUACAACUAAAAUGUAAGCUGAUGUCCCCCGUACGCGGAAUUUCCAGGUCGUGCCCUGCCUAUAUCCUAAAAUUAUAUUUAGGUUCAAAAUCGAGGCCCUUCUGUUUGACAUCCUAAAAAACAUGUUAGUUAAUCGAUAUGGCCAUAAAAAUAAAACAAAUUGGAGAGAAAAAAACGGAGAUUUUUUUAGGCCAAGAAUUGUUAGGCUACACCCAAAUAUUUUCGCGUCAGGAUCAAUGAAAAAAGUUGCAUUUUUUGUCACCCUGUAAUCUUUCAGGGCCGGUGCUUCCAACCCUCUGCAUUACCUCGUUUACUCAUUAUUCUACUUACUUCUCCUCAUACUCACAGUGUUGCAUGUCUACUGGUUUACUUUCAACAUCAAAACGCAGCAUUUGUCUUCAAAUUUGACCAUUUUCGACGAAUUGUUUGAAUAUGGAUGUUAUUUCAAUCAUUCCUACAUUAACUACCAGAAAAGCGAUAUUUUCCAGUUUGAUAACUUGCUGUUCUACAAUUUCAUGCUAUUUGUUUUUGUGAUUUUAUUGACUUUCUUGUGCCUUCGACGGAUUUCUGGCAAUAUGGACAAACUGAAGUUGUUACUGGAUAAGGAUUUAUUGAAGAUGCAUGAAGAAGUAAACUACUCGGUUAAUUUGGCGGUAAGUGUAAAUAACCAAAAUUUAUCACAUUUGAGCAUUGUAAAAAUGCAACCAGUCAAAAAAUUUUACAAUUUUUCUAUUUCAGACCGCGAUUUACACACUGAUAUUUGGUUGUAAUUUGCUGGUUUACCUCUACACUGCCGUCAACCUGAAUCGCUUUUCCCCCACACAAUUUGCCCCCUCAAUUUUGUACGCCCUGCUUCCGUGUAUAAUGCCUUUGGUGGUGAUGAGUGUGUGCACCGUGUACCGGCGAUUACUCCUCGGAAUGUUCAGCUGUGAUCAUAAGAAGAGCCUUUUCUGGCCGCAGAAACAACGGGUUACCCGGGUCUACUCGAUUCAGGAUUCGAGUAUUGGCCCGAACAAAUUGGAUUGCUAUUCGAAAAAUGUGCAAUUGAGAAUUUGAAAUUUGAGAUUUUACGUUUUUCAUUGCUGAUUUUUAUGUAUAUAAUAAAAAUUUUGUGCUCUCUUGUUUUGAUGAAAUUUGGCAAAAAGCUGUACGGUAAAUUAUUAAAAUGUGAUGCUUGCAAUUGUUAGAUUCUCUUUAAAUGUUAGACAUCUUCUCUAGCACUUCACUCCCCUUGCUGAAAGCAAUUUACAUUUAUGAUACAUCCGGAUUUAUACGCACGUAUUUUACCAGCCCCUCCAAUCUCAUUGUUAAUUAUUUCCUUUCGCCCAACAAAACACGCAUCUUCAAGCAUGAUCUAUAAUAUAUUCCUUCAAAAAAAGUAAAAACCGAUAUCCUAUUGUCGGAAAGAGCCCUCCGGUAAGUACCACUCUUCGGUCGGAGCAAUUUCCGCUGGGCCGACAAAAGAGUUGUUGAGGAUGUGUAAAUCUCUCAUCGGUAAUUGCAGGAAACCCGUGCCAGAACCCCAGCGUCGUGCAUGCCCUAGAGAGUCCGAAACCGGAGUCUUAAGAGGGCCACUGGGAGAUCUGGAAUGGUUGUUGACAAUGGACAGUCUUGAGGGCAGUCUUGACUAAAGACGUUGGGGAGGACUGUGUAAUUUGUUUGCAAGGGUGGUGUUUGAAGCUCCGACUUUACAGAUUUACAAACUGUUAGUCACAGCUUGUACUUUGGCCACAAAUCAAUCCUUAAAAAUUUCAGCUCGCGUUUUAUGGGAAUUUUGCUUGGAUUUGCUUUUAUACCGACAAAAAAAAUAAAAAUCCACAACCCGAAAUUGUCUGACCGUUUCUCAUAGCAUUCUGUAGUCUCCCUUCUGAAAAGAUCGUUGAAUAUCUCUGCUGUUCCUGUAAGCCGUAAGCUAAAAUUUUCAGGAAUUAAUAUGCUCUCUAUACAGCUCAAGUAGUCAGAAAUUUCAAUAAAAUCUCCGUUUGCUGGAUAGAGUAAUUUCAGAUUUAAUUUUUCUCAUUCCUCAUACCGUUCUUCGUUUUUUAAAAGCUUCUGCAAAAUCCUCCUGCAGUUCAACUGCGCAUAUAAAGACCACAUUUUGUGCUAUAGUCUGCCCUCGCAUUUCCGUCCGAGUAUCCAUUUCCGUUGAACGCAGCGUCGGCGAACUGUCAUUUUCAGGCGCAUCGUCACUUACACCCGUCGCCACGUUCAAAGCCGCCUUCCCCGAAACCAUGGGUAAGUGGCAGUAUAAAUAAGCCAAAGUGCGUCAAUGCAAGGACGAAUUUUGCUCGAAAUUUCGGCCGAAUUUUUCGGGAUUUUUGAGAUCUUUUCGAUCUUUUUGCACUGUGCACUAUGCAUUUACUGUAACAAUAUGCUUAUUGUAAUGUAAAAUUAAUUAUUUGUGUGUAUUUCGAAUCGUCAAUCUCAGAUCGUCAUGUGACAAAAAUUAGAGAUAAUUUAGAUAUUUUCAUAAUUUUGAACAAUUUGAAGAAGUUUCAAAAAUUGCGAAUUUUACUUUUUUUAACUAUUUGAAUGUCUACGUUUCGUAAAAAUUUUUGAAUACAGUGUGAAUUCAGACUUCGAACUUUCAGAAAACUUUCAAAUCUUACAGAUUGCUUUUUGUUGUUGUUAUUGCACUUUAAUUCGCUGACAAAUGCCCACAAAGCCGAAGAAUUGUGUGCCAAUCAACACGAAUGCGGAGAGGAAUCUGUUCCGACAUAUCCCCUUGAAUUCGAAGCUCAUCGAGAACAUGAACAUGGGUUUGUCUUUUUGCACUGUGCAGUGAUUUUUGUGAGCACAAAACAAGGUGAUUCUAUACCAAAAAGUGGAACUUAAAUUUCAAGCACUUCACAACCAAACAUAGACCGAAAUUCUAGUUGUUGUAAAAUUUUUUUCCACAAAAACUUCUAAACACACUCAACUUCCCCGAAAAUAAGGUAAAUCUCGUAUAACUUUUGAUUUUAGCUCUCUUCCAAGAAGUGAAGGCCCGCCAAGAAGAGUUCAUGCAAGCCUUCAACGCCGGCGAUGCGCACAAGGCCGCCCAGGUCUACGACAAGGACGGUUACUUCAUGCCGAACGGGCAUUCCCCGGUGAAAGGGCGCGAAGGAAUCGAAAAAUAUUUCAAACAAGACAUGGCUGAUGGCGUCACCUCUGCUCAAGUAGGUCCUAUGGUAACUAUAGAACACUGCAGUGACUUGAUAGACAUUAAACAUACUUUAACUCUGACGUUUUGGCUAAAAAUUAUAUUACUCUAGAUCAUCACCGAAGAGGUGAACGGAAGCGGUGAUUGGGCCUUCGAACGCGGAAGCUAUCACCUGGACGGGAGUCGUGGGACCGAAUCCGGCGCCUAUCUCCAAAUCUGGAAGAAGAUUGACGGUGUUUGGUUCAUCCACAACGAUUGUUUCAACGUCAUCAAAGCCGCGGAAUAA
This is a messenger RNA of Bursaphelenchus xylophilus (pine wood nematode), 4307 nucleotides long. NCBI's taxonomy places the organism in Eukaryota, Metazoa, Nematoda, Chromadorea, Rhabditida, Aphelenchoididae. The record is from the annotation of a GenBank genome assembly.